Nanorana parkeri is the source of this 1855-nucleotide messenger RNA. It is a transcript of the gene ADIPOR1, whose product is annotated as adiponectin receptor 1. Bases 151 to 1281 code for a protein of 376 amino acids. The record is from RefSeq and is a predicted model, not a curated record. NCBI's taxonomy places the organism in Eukaryota, Metazoa, Chordata, Amphibia, Anura, Dicroglossidae. Gene Ontology annotation, biological process: adiponectin-activated signaling pathway. The transcript has 8 exons. Gene Ontology annotation, molecular function: signaling receptor activity. Gene Ontology annotation, cellular component: plasma membrane.
ACCGGAAGUGGCUGAAUCAUGUUGUCAUUUCCUAGACAGUGGUUGUUCCGGAGACAUUUGGUGGAAGCGUUAGGUUAAAAAUCCAUACAUAGAGAGAAGAUUAAGUGCAUACCAGCAAAGAUCUCCCCCACCCCUUCGUAAACGGGCCUCAUGGCCACUUGCAAAGCUUUAACACAAGAAGGUGGCUUGUCUAGCAGUCCCAGAGGAGAUGCUGACGAUUUGGAGCUGACAGAGCUGGGACCACUCCUUGAAACAGGAAGAGAAAGAAUUGGGCAGACUCCAGGCUGCGGAAAUGAAAGCCAACAAGCCAAGGGGCCACAGGAAGAGGAAGAAGAAGAGGAGGUUAGAGUACUGACUCUUCCUCUACAAGCACACCAUGCUAUGGAGAAGAUGGAGGAAUUUGUAUAUAAGAUCUGGGAAGGACGAUGGAGAGUCAUUCCGUAUGAUGUACUUCCUGAUUGGCUUAAAGACAAUGACUAUCUUCUACAUGGGCACCGUCCCCCGAUGCCAUCAUUCCGUGCCUGCUUCAGGAGCAUUUUUCGAAUACACACUGAGACAGGAAACAUAUGGACUCAUUUAAUAGGUUUUUUGCUGUUUGUUUUCCUGGGGGUCCUGACUAUGCUUAGACCAAACAUGUACUUCAUGGCUCCCCUCCAAGAGAAGGUGGUGUUUGGAAUGUUCUUUCUUGGAGCUGUCCUAUGUCUAAGUUUCUCAUGGCUUUUUCAUACCGUGUAUUGUCAUUCAGAAAAGGUGUCCCGCACAUUUUCAAAGCUGGAUUAUUCGGGGAUUGCGCUGUUGAUCAUGGGAAGCUUUGUGCCCUGGCUGUAUUACUCAUUCUAUUGCUCCCCCCAGCCACGCCUCAUAUAUUUGUCGAUCGUCUGCGUGCUGGGAAUCACCGCAAUUGUUGUGGCGCAAUGGGACCGCUUUGCAACGCCAAAACAUAGGCCGACGCGGGCAGGUGUGUUUCUUGGUCUUGGUCUGAGUGGCAUUGUUCCAACCCUCCAUUUCACCAUUGCGGAAGGCUUUGUUAAAGCAACUACUGUGGGUCAGAUGGGCUGGUUCUUCUUAAUGGCCGUUAUGUACAUAACAGGAGCUGGGCUAUAUGCAGCAAGGAUUCCUGAACGUUUUUUUCCUGGCAAAUUUGAUAUAUGGUUCCAGUCCCACCAAAUCUUCCAUGUUCUAGUCGUGGCAGCAGCUUUUAUCCACUUCUAUGGAGUAUCCAACUUGCAGGAAUUCCGUUAUGGGCUGGAGGGUGGUUGCACAGAUGAUUCCCUCCUGUAGUGUUUGGAAUAAAGUUAGACUCUUCACCGGGACAUGUACAAGGGUGUGGUUUAGAGGACUUAAACUGAUUUAAUACCCAUCUGUAUUUAGACAAUGCAAAAGACCUCUGUUACAAGGCAAUGGUCACUGUUACCUCCUCAUUUUGGAAUACCAGAAUCCAGCAAGUACUGUAUAAAACAUACACAAGGAGCAGAGAUGUAUUUUGACCAUAACCUUUUAAUUGCCUUAUAUCUUAAAAAGGGGCACUAGUUGUAUUAGUUUGUUUUUUAUUAAGGUCUCUUCUAUAUUAAGUCACAUUCUUAAUCCAUUUGGGUCUUUUAUUCAUCUGGAAUCAGUUAGAAAUGGAACAUGCUAAGUCAUUACAUUCUACAGGAUUUCUGAUCUCAUUGUACUAAUGACAGUACUGUACAGUAUGUGCAAAACAUUAGUGGACCCAGGAGUACAAGGCCUCUGUUGCCUUUAGAUUACUACUUUAUGGUGGAAUAUAAAAUAUUCACACCUACAUUAUUGCAUAAAACAUACAAAUGUCCAUGUAUAUUUACUUAUGUCAAAACUUGCUAAAAGAGAACAUAAA